Molecule: messenger RNA, 1260 nt
Organism: Diplodia corticola
Lineage: Eukaryota; Fungi; Ascomycota; Dothideomycetes; Botryosphaeriales; Botryosphaeriaceae
Product: biotin synthase
Exons: 2
Coding region: 1-1260 (419 amino acids)
Biological process (GO): biotin biosynthetic process
Cellular component (GO): mitochondrion
Molecular function (GO): 2 iron, 2 sulfur cluster binding; biotin synthase activity
Source: RefSeq, a predicted model, not a curated record
AUGAAAUCUCCCGCCGCAUCAACCGCCCGUCUGGCUCUUGCCUCCGCUCGUCGAUCCGGCCUCGCAUCCCAGCGCCGGCCCGCAGCGCCCGUCGUAGCUUCCGCCCGGUCAUGGCGGGCUCUCAGCGGACGCGCCCACAUGUCGACCGUGGUCGAGGACCUGGGAAACACGCCCUCGCCUCCCCCGCCCCCGCCAGCAGCUGCCUCCGCUUCCGUCGAGGCUGAGAGAGAAGCCAAUGCCCGCGAGAUCCUCAAGAAAGCCGUCAAUGCCACCUCUCCGCGGAACAACUGGACGAAAGAGGAAAUCGCCGCCAUCUACUACUCCCCGCUGAUGGACCUGGCUUUCCAGGCCGGCCUCGUCCACCGCCGCUUCCACAACCCCGCCGAAGUCCAGCUCUGCACCCUCAUGAACAUCAAGACCGGCGGCUGCACUGAAGACUGCAGCUACUGCGCCCAAUCCACACGCUACCAGACGGGCGUGCAAGCCCAGCGCGUCGAGCCAGUCGAGGCGGUGCUGUCGGCCGCGCGCACCGCCAAGGCAAACGGCAGCACGCGCUUCUGCAUGGGCGCCGCCUGGCGCGACAUGCGCGGCCGCAAGAACUCGCUCAAGAACAUCAAGACCAUGGUCGAAGGCGUGCGCGGCUUGGGCAUGGAGUGCUGCGUCACCCUGGGCAUGAUCGACGAGGCCCAGGCCAAGGAGCUGAAGGAGGCGGGGCUGACGGCUUACAACCACAACGUCGACACGAGCCGCGAGUUCUAUCCCUCCGUCAUCAGCACCCGCACCUACGACGAGCGCUUGCAGACGCUGUCGCAUGUGCGCGACGCCGGCAUCAACGUGUGCUCCGGCGGCAUCCUCGGCCUCGGCGAGAAGUCAAAGGACCAUAUCGGCUUGCUGCACACCGUCUCGACCCUGCCUUCGCACCCGGAGAGCUUCCCGGUCAACGCGCUUGUGCCUAUCAAGGGCACUCCGCUGGGCGAUAAGAAGCCGCUCGAGUUUACCUCCAUGCUGCGCACCAUUGCCACAGCUCGCGUCAUCAUGCCCUCGACCAUAAUCCGCAUCGCCGCCGGCCGCAAGACAAUGAGCGAGGAGAAGCAGGCCCUAUGCUUCAUGGCCGGCGCCAACGCUAUUUUUACUGGCGAGAAGAUGCUGACUACGGAGUGCAACGGUUGGGACGAGGACAGCCAGAUGUUCGGCCGCUGGGGAUUGGUGCCCAUGAAGAGUUUUGAGAAGAGCCCGCGGCCGGCGCCUGAGAUUCAGUAG